AUGCACAUCAAGAGAACUUUUGGCUGUUCUGUCAGUGGCACCCUGACCAAGAAAACUGUCCCAAUGCAGAGAGGUGUGUCCAUCAACAUCCUUGGUGCAAUGUGCAAGAGAGAGAUUGUCAGCCUCUUGUUUAAGAAACCCACUGCAGUCGCAGCAAAGAAGAAGAAAAAGCUGAACAUCUACACCAAUGCUGAGGUGAAUGGCCGAAUUAGUAUCAGGACCCAGCACUACCUCAACUUUCUUAGUCAUACAAUAGAUGUUCUAGACAGCCAGGGUAUGCAAGGAUGUUAUCUCAUCAUGGAUAACACUCCUAUCUAUAAGACCAAUGAGGUGAAAGACUUUAUUUCUUUCUGUGGGUACAAGUGUGCAUAUUUUCCUGUGUAUUCACCUUUCCUGAAUCCAAUUGAGGAAAUGUGGUCCAAGAUCAAGUUUGGUGUCUGCAAAGAAGAGAUUACAGAGUCAGACGGGUUCAUCUUAAGGAUUACAGAAUCAGCUAAGACUGUCACCCUUUUGGACUGUUUGGGUUGGAUUAACCAUGCCAUUUCAUUCUUUCCUCGCUGUUUGAACAGAGAGCGAAAGCUUUAA
Messenger RNA from Phycomyces blakesleeanus NRRL 1555(-), 585 nucleotides. RefSeq lists its product as hypothetical. Bases 1 to 585 code for a protein of 194 amino acids. Gene Ontology annotation, molecular function: nucleic acid binding. Lineage: Eukaryota; Fungi; Mucoromycota; Mucoromycetes; Mucorales; Phycomycetaceae. The record is from RefSeq and is a predicted model, not a curated record. The transcript has a single exon.